UAUCAUGAGUGGGUGCCCGUUUUUAGGAAACAGUGUGGGAUAUUCUUUGAAAAAUUUAUCUAUAGAAGACAGUGAAGAAGACAAAGCUCAAAAUGGCGUAAACAGAGCCAGCAGAGGCGGGCUUAUCUACGGGAGUUACCUGCAGUUGGAAAAAAUUUUGGAUGCACAAGAACUUCAAAGUGAAAUAAAAGGAAAUAAAAUCCAUGAUGAACACCUUUUUAUCAUAACCCACCAAGCUUAUGAACUCUGGUUUAAACAAAUCCUCUGGGAACUCGAUUCUGUUCGUGAGAUUUUUCAAAACGGUCAUGUCAGGGAUGAGAGGAACAUGCUCAAGGUGAUGACCCGGAUGCACCGCGUGGUGGUUAUCUUCAAGCUCCUGGUGCAACAGUUCUCUGUGCUGGAAACCAUGACGGCCUUGGACUUCAACGACUUCAGAGAGUACCUAUCUCCAGCAUCGGGCUUCCAGAGUUUACAGUUCCGACUGCUAGAGAAUAAGAUAGGCGUUCUUCAGAGCUUAAGAGUCCCUUACAACAGGAGACAUUACCGCGAUAACUUCGGAGGCGAGGCCAAUGAGCUGCUGUUGAAAUCAGAGCAGGAGCAGACGCUGCUGCAGCUGGUGGAGGCAUGGCUGGAGAGAACACCUGGAUUAGAGCCAGAUGGAUUUAAUUUCUGGGGAAAGUUUGAAGAAAACAUCCUGAAAGGCCUAGAAGAAGAAUUCCUAAGGAUACAGGCUUUGGAAGAAUCAGAAGAGAAAGAGGAGCAGAUGGCUGAGUUCCGGAAACAGAAAGAGGUUCUCCUGUGCUUGUUUGACGAGAAGCGCCAUGAGCACCUCCUAAGCAAAGGUGAGCGACGACUGUCAUACCGGGCACUCCAGGGAGCACUGAUGAUCUAUUUUUACAGGGAGGAGCCCCGGUUCCAGGUCCCUUUCCAGUUGCUGACCUCGCUGAUGGAUAUAGACACGCUCAUGACCAAGUGGAGAUAUAACCAUGUGUGCAUGGUGCACAGGAUGCUGGGCACCAAGGGUGGCACUGGGGGAUCCUCAGGCUAUCAGUACCUACGCUCAACUGUGAGUGACAGAUACAAGGUGUUUGUCGAUUUAUUUAACCUCUCAACAUACCUGGUUCCUCGACACUGGAUACCAAAGAUGAAUCCUAUCAUUCACAAAUUCCUCUACACAGCCGAGUACUGUGACAGCUCUUACUUCAGCAGUGAUGACUCGGAUUAAAGUCUUCUCAGCGUCUGGGGAAACUGCAGUCUCCUUUGUCCAUCUUUUAUAAGUUUUUAUGAAUACAUGUUUGGAGUAAUAUUUAUAUAUGUAGUUCAGUGACAUGGUGUUCUGGCCCAAUCUUGGAAACAAUCUUAUAAUUUUGUUUAUUGUGGUGAUGCAAGAUUAAGCACUAUGAUAAGAAAUAAUUCAUCAAAGCAGUAGCAUCAUCAUACAUAUGAUGUAUUCCUGCUAAAACUCAAUGUACCCUAAGACUUACUCAAUAGAACCACUUUAAAUAA
Chionomys nivalis (European snow vole) is the source of this 1506-nucleotide messenger RNA. RefSeq names its product tryptophan 2,3-dioxygenase (gene Tdo2). The coding region runs from base 5 to 1225 and encodes 406 amino acids. The record is from RefSeq and is a predicted model, not a curated record. Gene Ontology annotation, molecular function: metal ion binding; L-tryptophan 2,3-dioxygenase activity; heme binding. Lineage: Eukaryota; Metazoa; Chordata; Mammalia; Rodentia; Cricetidae. The transcript is spliced from 12 exons.